AUGAAUAAUACAACGGAAACAAAUAUUAAUUUAUUACAUGUUAGUAAAGUAGAAGAAGAUGGACAACACUUCCGGGAUGAAAAUUUUAAAGGAUCAAAUACAGAAAAAGAUCUUUUUAGAGAUAUAUGUCAAUCAUCUUCAAUUUUUAUUUUCUUAAUUGUUAUUGCAAUUAUUCCGAUUUUACAAAUAUUUAUCGGUUGGCGUUAUUCUGAUGCUUGUCCAAUUAAUAAAUCAAUUCCAUAUUAUUUAAUUGUAGCAGGUAUUAUUAGUCUUCUUCUAGUUAUUUUAAUUUCGAUUACACAAUUUAUAAGUCGAAUAUUUGGAAGCAAAAUGUUUGAAGAUGCUAAUGAUAUAACAAAUCCAAAUCGAACAACAAUGCUUUUUGGUUGUGGAAUAUGUAGUAUAAUGUGUAUAAAUCUUUCUCUUUUUGUAUUCUUACUUGGUUGGUCAGUUGCUGGAUUAGUAUGGAUUAUUGAAGUAUGGCAUCGAGUUCAAUAUCAUCGAAUAGAUAGUGAUGAUUAUUGUAAUCCAUUACUUUAUCAAUUUACGUUUUCACUUCUUUUACUUACAGCAACAUUUAAAAUACUAUUUUUUUGUUUUGUUUGUAGAAAAACAUGUGUCAGAGUUAGUAGUACACGAAGAAAAGACACAACAAUAACAGAAGAAUGUUAA
This is a messenger RNA of Adineta steineri, 672 nucleotides long. The record is from the annotation of a GenBank genome assembly. NCBI's taxonomy places the organism in Eukaryota, Metazoa, Rotifera, Eurotatoria, Adinetida, Adinetidae.